Molecule: messenger RNA, 1708 nt
Organism: Diachasmimorpha longicaudata
Lineage: Eukaryota; Metazoa; Arthropoda; Insecta; Hymenoptera; Braconidae
Gene: Sil1
Product: nucleotide exchange factor Sil1
Exons: 4
Coding region: 291-1637 (448 amino acids)
Source: RefSeq, a predicted model, not a curated record
GUUUUUCUUCAGAGCAUGGACAUCAAACGAAAUUUAUACACGUUUGAAUCUCCGACGAACUGACGUGUAUUUUCUCCACACAUCAAUGAGGGUUAUCACAAAUAUUGGUCACCGGUGAUCUUGUUUUCGAGUAAUCAUUAAAAAUUUACCACAAAAUUAUUAAACAAUUGAGGGUUAAACGUGUGAUAAAUCUGUGGACGUGAUAAUCUAAUUUUAUGUCAAGUGAAAUUGACAGAAAAUUGUCGAAAACAGAAUAUUGAAAGCCGAAGUCUCCUGAAUUCCCUGUCAACAUGAGGAUUUUGACGAUAUGUUUUGUUGUUUGUAUUUUUGGAGCGCUGGGCAGUUGCACAAACAAUUCUAGUGUUUUUGUGGCCACCAAUGAGUGGCAGACGGUGAAAAAAGGUCAACCAAUACCCAAAGGUCUCCAUGUGAGGCACAAUUUUCAGACAGGAGAGACGCAGGCAAAAUUAUUAGAAGAAAAUAACGAGACACGAGAGAAUAUUGAUGACAAGAAAAUGAAAUCUCUCUCUCUACAUUCGGACGCAGUUCUUCAUGAUGCAGCUAAUGAUCUUGUUUUAUCUAUUGAUGAGUUGAAGCAAAAACUGAAAAAAAUAAAAUUGGAGACUGGUGAAGUUAACUCAUUGGAACAUCAGGAAGAGAUCAAGAAGGCCUUCCGGAGUUAUGAAGAGAUAAAAGAAGACUUCAAAGACUUGGAGAUGAACAUAACAACUGAUUCAGAAAUUGUGACUAAUAUUUUUAAUAAAUUUAAGACCUAUGAGAAGUCUCUGGCGUCAGGAAUACUCAUAAAGUCCGAAGCUGAUGCAAUACUCCAGAUUUUUAACGAUCUUGAGUUUUUAUUACAUCAGGUCGAUAAUGCACAGUUGUUUGCUGAUUUAGGAGGAAUGGAAAAAAUAAUAUCCCCUUGUCUAAACAUAACAAAUGAUGACGUGAAGGUCGAAGCCCUGAUAGUUUUGGGAACGGCAGUCCAAUCAAACCCCAAAGUACAGUUGAGGGCGAUGAACGCUGACCUAGUGCAAAAGCUCUUGCACAUAAUGACAGUUGCGGUCUGGAGUCCGCUGCAGUCACGCUGCAUGUUUGCCCUGGGGGCCCUGGUGCGUCAAUUUCCAGCCGCUCAGAAGGUUCUCAUUGACCACGGCGGCCUCGAGAUAUUCGGUAAAAUCUUGGAGGAUGGAGACGUUCAGGUCGAGCUUCGGGUCAUGAAACUCAUCACCGAUCUUGCUAUUGAACGAGAGAACAUAAAAAAAACCGAAGACGAGAACCUCAGGAGUAUGAUGAACCGGGAGUACACGAGGACUGAGUUUGAGAAGAAAUUGUUACUGCAUAAUUAUUGCAAAUAUCUGUCCAGUUUAAUCACUGAAAAUUACAAAGAGGCAACGAUGACCCCGGAAUUCCUGGAGACUGCUCUUGAGAACAUGAUCAGAUUGAGUGGAACGUGUGGGGAGGAGUUCAAAAAUCCGGAGAAUUCUUUAUUUGACGUUGUUAAGGGGCUAGUCGGGGAUUAUGGAACUGUGGAGGGCGAAGCUAAUGCUGAUGAAGUGGAAAUCAGGGAGAAUCUAUCCAAACUGAUAUUGAGGCUGAGGUCUCUUGUGUUUGGUGAUGUUCACGAUGAAUUGUAAAUUGUUUAAUGGUAACGAGGGCGGGAUGUUUUUAUGGUGAAUAAAUUUUUGAUUUAUUUAUAAUGAAAGAA